CACGCCACAUGCCAUUCCACAAACUCAUUCCUCCUUUUACCCGCGCCGAAUUCUGAGUUAUCUUUAGUGUAGUAACGAAGCUUUUUGACAGACGGACCUGUCUCCUUCCAAGGUAUUGUAUAAAGAUUUAUAGAGUAACAACAUAUCUGUCAUAAAUCUUGUCAGUGAGUGUGUAAUUGCCUAGUUUGCCGAGGUUUUGCUCUGGUUGCCUUCGACUCUGACCGACCAUAGUUUAUCAGUCCGGCAGUCGAGUCGACGACUUCAAUCUCUUCAUUUUUCUAUAUUGAGCUUCUUGUUAGCUAAUGGAUCAGACCAAAUGUGAACCGUUUUUUAAAUUUGUACGAAAGGAUCCUUAAGGCCGACUUAAUUAUUUAAGAAACAAGAUAGUAUUUGCUUCUACAUUUGAAAGUAGGCGACGCUGUAAAGAUGUGUUCGUAUCCGUCUUCCGUGGUGACCCUCACCUGAACCGAAUACACUCAGUCAUGUAUAAAAUUUGGAAGCAAACCCUUUGUAGACCAGAGAUCCAAGAGGUUUAAAUCAUACAAAGAUUCUGAAAAUGAUGAAACGAGAGCUUGUUAGAUUCGAAUUUUUAUUCAGCCUGCUUUGGUAGAAUUGUCGAGUAUAUAAGUUAAUUGUUAGAGCCGCGUGUCUCAGCAUGGGUCACGCGAUCGGCUAUUUCUGAAAAUCGUUCAUUGACAAUUAUUAUACUGAGCUAUAUAGCACUAUUGGCAGCUCUGAGGAGUGAUUUUUUGUGCGUGCAGUUAACGUUAUUCUGAACCCAAAAAGCAGACUCGGGAAAUCAGUAAAUUAUUUCAACUCAAUCUAGAGCGCUAGGAUACUGUCUGAGAAGCUUUUAUAAAUUUCCCAAAAUAUUAUUUAGAGAUUUAUCUAAUUUGUUUACGUCAGCCUCAAACUCGAAUCAAAUGUUGAGCCACAAUGAUCUUGUUGGCUUGCCCGUUACAAACUUAAUUCAGUUAUGAUUCCGCUCGAGACAGCUUUUUUGGCUAUUCUAGUCAUUAAUUUUGCAAAUUAAAUUUUCGCUAGUAGGUCUUAUUCUAGGCGAGGUAGUUGUUAUAAUAGUAACUUGAAUUGUUUUGCCUUGUCACAGGAAAAUAUUUGUACCUCAUUAAUUUGAGUUUUUAUCUUCUUAAAUUUAAUUAGAUUGAGUGUUGGUCCUUAUAUCAUUUCCUCGAUUUUGUUAUUUAGUGAUUACGCGACAAAAACCGGGAAGAAGGAACACCUCGGAAAUUCCAAAAAAUAAGGCUAAAUUUUUUACACCAGAAUAGAUUUCACCGUAUUCAUGACUAGUCCGGAACAUUUUGCACACUUAUAGAUACGUGAAUUUGGAAUAAGAACGUCCCCUUUCGGUCGCGUGUCCAGAGAUUUUGAAUUCGGAAUCUAAAUGUCCGAACGAAUAUUCUCGAAUUUACUGAUGUACGUAAACCAGUAGCGGAUCCAAACCUUCAGAUAAGUGGGGGGCCCGGUCACUCCAAACCCUGAGAUAAGGGGACGAGGAGGGCCGGUCUCAAAAAACAUUUUUUUGACCCUUCAGGCCUCAGAGUUUGGUCUAAAAAUAAGGGGGGCCGGGUCCACGGACCCCUUCCCUGGAUCCACCACUGUGAACUCCUGUGAAUCUGAUUACCCUAAAAAAACAUCCGGAAUAAUCUCAUGUGGUGUAAACGCAGCCGAAGUCAAAAUAGUUGUUUUAAGAAACAGAAAGAUCGUUAAAAGGUUUUACAGAUUAGGGUUAGUAUUUCUGCUUGUCUUCUUGAGUUUUUUAUUGCCAGCAGGGUUGUCCAAGGGUUGUCCCGAAGUGUUCCGGGGUGUUCUGGUAUUCCGGGAUAUAAAACUUUUCCGUUCAUUUGAAGCUUAAGUAGUAGAAUCUGUCAUGUUGUAAUAAAAGGUAUCGCAUGAUCAAAGCAACCGAGCACCAAACAAAUGUUAGAGACUAAUAACAUGGAGGUGGGGGACCCCAGUUAGGUUAGGUGGUGUAUCCCGCCUAUCCACGUUUGCAUGUUCCUCAGUCUGCCAGACCGGGUACCCUUCUCAGCCGGGGUCAAAUUUUGCUAUUUUUAAAGUUGGUCAGCCUACCUUAAAGGCAAGCCAGGGUCGGAUUCGUGUUUACAUCAGAUUCGUUGACUUAACAACUAACUGUCUUCGAUCUUCGAGGAGGAUUUGUAUCAUUAAAAGUAACAAUGGAAAGCCAUAGCACUGAAAGGUUUCAGCAAAAGCAGCAAGCUGAGUUGAAGACGUGAUUGACAAUGAAGAUCGACGUGCAGAUCUUAUCAGGCGAUUUCCUUAUGCCACCGCUAUUGAAGUGGGGGGAGAGGGUAAGAUUAAAGUAGUUGAACAGAGGGUGAAAUCAAUGUCUAAAGCCCGGAGUAGUUAAUCGCGAAAAAAUCGGCAUCGAUUUUUCAAUCGAUAAAUCGAUAAAAAUCGGUAUAUCUGAUUUGAUUGAUAUCGAUUGUAUCGAUUAGUCGGUAGUAAUCGAUGAUACUCUAGAUUCGUUUAUCGAUUUAUCUAGAUUUUACCAAUUUCAUCGAUUUAUAUAUCCAUCUUCUGUUCAACCAAUAAUGAAAACUGAUUUCAUGCAAACAGUGAAUUUGUUGACAAUUGAGUCCCAGACGUUCCUUCGCAGAAAACGUCCCCAGCGGCGAAGAGCGAGGAGAAACGGAUGUUUUAGCCGGCUAACCCUGGCAGGGCCUUGGCAGUUUGGUUGUUGUUGUUCAUUCAGUUUGGGGAGGUUGGGCGGGGGGUUAAGGCGGACUAGGGUUCAAUUGAGAUUGUAAGAAGAAGUAAGAGUAGGUAUUCACCAGGAGUCCAUCAAAUGCACUUCUGGUAUUCGCAUAAAUCAGGGUGAUGGGCUCCUGCAUAAACCUUUUGGUCUGCUAAUGAGCUCAGAGGCACCUUAAUUGUUCUGUGGUGAACUACCUGCUACUAAAAUUGUCUACCCAUUUUUACCUGCCUCGUACCCAGACGACUCUCUCUCUCGAUGAAAAUGUGCGCGCAAGGAAAGGCGGGAAAGAGAAAACGGGCGAGACGUGCUUCGCCUGCCGUCUGUAUCCUUUCCAUGGUCCCUUGCUUUUCAUCACUAGUCGCUCGAGGCUAAAUUUUUACCCUUUAUAAGAUCUCCCACAGCAAUUCGUUUAAAACAUUCGGAAAAACUGUCGAAAAAAAUUCUCAAAAAACUCGACCGUAUUGAGCCAUUUUUUGAUUUAAUGAAAUUUUGGCUAGAUGUGGAAGAAAAGCGGUGGAAAUAAACAAAAAACAAGAUUUUUAACCUGACUUCCCCGGAGGCAUAUAAAGUAAUUCCACACGGCAUUUAAUUUCUCGAGCCAAAAGAGAAUACUGCGAUUAUAUCAAUACAUAAUGUUAUUGUUCAAAAAAUCCUAGUUGCAGUUUCGCCUUGUUUAUUUGAGUUAACUAAUGAAAAGGAUUCUUGGGCGUCUUUGGUUGAUAACUGUAAAGGGUUGAUUUCCACUGUCGCGUAAUUUUUCAGUGCGAAAGUACGUCAAAUUUACGUACGUAAAUGAAGUAGAGGCAAUGUAUGAAAGACUACGCGUAAAAGUAGAAGUUGAGAGAGUUUCAACUUUUACGUAUAAAUACGUUGUCUCUAUUUUAUUUACGCACGUAAAAUUUACGUGUGUACGCACGGAAAAAUUACGCGACGGUGGAAAUCCACCCUGGACAAUUCCAUGCAAUGUUCUUACGGAAGUAAAAUUUCCUUUUUAGGUCUCUAUGCAGCGUCGCGCGACCUGUUAAUGGAAUGGGUUGUUAUUAAAGGCGUCUCCGACUUCGCAGAUGGAAAGAACUCUGCCACAAAUGCCUGGAGACGGUUUGCAAGUAUUAUGGCCGCUUCUUUGACUGCUCACAUUCUUAGUGAUCCCAUUCCUUUCGAACAUUUGGCUCAUUAUGAAGGUAAGUGAUAAAAAAAAUUAUAUUUUAGUGCCAAAGUAAGGCCAAAAGCGACCUCGCGCUUGGAAAAUUGCCAGUCCAGUUUUCUUUAUUUAUUUCUUCCUUUUAUUUAUUCGUUCAUUUGUUGAUUGUGUUUUAUUAGAUGUCCUAAAUACAAUUUACAAUUUUGCUACUAAACACCAAAUAUUGCAAAAAAGUGCUGCACGUGUAAUAAUAUAACCUUCCAAUGUAAAGUAGUGCUUUCACCACAAAUACGAAGGGAAGAUCUCGCCUUAAGGUGGUGAAAGCAUUUAAGCCUUGUACAAAGUGCAUGAUACAGUGUUUCGAAAUGUACCUAGUUACCUCAACGUGAUAAAGAAGCCCUCGUGCACAGACAAGUUUGCCUUUUUACUCUGGGUCACUGUGUGUGGAGAAAAACAAUACUGCGUAUACUAAUAACAAAAAGUCUACAGAUAAUAGGACAUUGUGAUCUUCUCCAUGAGACAGUUUAUUGCAUGUUAUUCGUCUUUAUUGCAGGCGCAGUGACAAAAGAUGCUCAAACCCAGACAGAGAUAACCAUGAAUGAUAAAUUGUUCCAACAGUCCGUUAUUAGCACAUCACAGAGAGAGGACCCAGACGGUAAUUUUUUUUAGCAGUCCAUUAUGGUAGCUGCUAAUAGACAUUGAAAAUAAAUUUUAUCAGCUGAUAAACUGAAUUCAUCCACCACUGUCCAUUUCCACUCUGUGACAGUCCUCAGGUGAAGUACGCGUUCCACGAUCUACGUGUUGGGAUAUAUAGUGCCUUACCGCAGAUGUAGUGUGUAGUUUUUUUGUUUAGUAAUCCUCUUUUCUAAAUAUAGAUGGUAUUGAAAACUUCCGUGGUCAAGUCAACUCAUGCCGAGAGAAUGAUAAAAGGGUGGGAUAAAACCUUCGUCAAACUGUGUUGAUUUCCAUUUUUUUACAUGCUGCUGUCUUAACAGGGGAGUUAUUAGAAGAAGGAUUGAAAAGGAAGGCAGCAGAGGACAGUGAUCAGGUUGCCAAGCGACGCAAGUAGACUAUGGACCCAGUAAGUGAUCGAUGAUUAUCUUUUGGCUAUACCUUGUCUCGUACCUAGGUCUCACUCUGUCGCUGAAUAGCGGGAAAUGUAGGUCAUGUGCCCGUUUUUAGUGUCGUCACGCAACACUCCUCCCCACAAAAGAGAGGGGAGGAGCGGUGCGUGACGACUCUAAAAACUGCUCUGUAGCAGAUUAGUGCCAAUACUCUAGGGGUAUGUUCCUUACAAAUUUCGUCUUCGCGUCCGUAUGUCCUCAUGAUGUAUUGAAAGACAAAGGGAGGAUUCCCUCGAGUACAUCACAUGCCCUGCAUUGGGUACACACACGAUCUAAAGAAGUCUAUUAAACAUGAAUUAAUUUUUAUCAGGUAGCCAAAUGGCCUUUUUUCGAGGGGCAGCUGUUGAUCGCUUGGGAGAGAAGAAAAAUAAACAGUCAGCAGGAAUGACUCCGCAUUUCACCCUGUUUAAGGGACACCCGGCGACUCCUUUCUGUAAAAUAACAGUUCGAAGGAGCAAAUAUUGCCUAGAAAUCUCUAAAGCGUGAGGAAAGCUAAAAAUUUCUGGAUAACGGUUCCGCACGUCUAAAAAAUUCGGAGGUUUUCUAAUAACUUAACUACGAUUUUCGGAGAUUGUGUUAUUCACAUUUUGAUACCGAGAUAUUAAGAUUAUUGUUAAAAAAGGUCUUCUAAAAGCUUCGCUAUAAAGACAAAACGUCGCCUAUAAUUUUCUAAUGAAAGCAAGGCUACUUCAUGUGGGACCUCAAACUUUCGACCGGACCCAUUAGGGUAGCUAACACUCUUGGAUGAGCGAAAAAGCCACCUAAGACUUUCGUGACAACCAAAGUUCCCGUGAGACAUCCGAACAGAUAAAUAGUUUUUAGGGCAACUCCAAAUUAACCAAACGGGCUUCUAAAGCACAGAGAGAACCAUUUGAGACACUUCCGUCGUAUUGGAAAACAUUUGGUCGUUGGGUGCCCCUGCUGUUUCACCACCUUGUUGGCAGCCCUUGUAGAAGGCCUAAAUGUAAUAAACGGUCCUAAAUGUAAUAAAGUCCUUACUCGAAUAAGCCCCGCCCUCAAAUAAGCGCCGCAUUUGGGGCGUUGGGGAGUCAAUUAGCGCCACGGCGCUUAUUCGAGUAAAUACGGUACUAAGCGGUAUUGUUAUGGUAUUAAGCUCCGCUCUCAAAUGAGCGCCGCAUUUUUGGAGAAAAAAGUUAAUAAGCGCCGCGGCGCUAAUUCGCGUAAAUUCUGUACAUUUUCUUAUGAACUGUGAAACUUAAAAACUAUGUAAUUAUUAAGUCAGGAGCCUGUUGCGAAUAAGCAUUCCAACAUCAAAAACAAUUCCGUUGAUUCCUUUAUAGCAAGGCUUCUUAUUUCAGAAGUUCUCUUCAAUUCUUCUUCUAUUUCCUCUUCUGCCUUGUCACUGUUGUCAUCUUUUUUCAACAGCAACAAACGCAAACGAAGGUAGGGCUUCCUUAAAAACUUAUGUAACGACACAAGGUCAACAUCAUAUCUGUAUAAAAGCAUUAACAGCUCUUUUGAUUCUCUUACAGUGAGACUUACAGUGGAGCUCGUUAAUGUUGCUAUUCCUUUCCUUUCCUUUUUUCCUAUUUUUCCCCUACUUUCUCCGGGGCCACUUUCUUCCUGUCCCCUAGGUGCCCGUUGUGGAAAGGUACAAUAGUUCAUUUUUGUUACUUGUUAUGUUUUACAUAAUUGUAAACAAUAUGGAUUAACUAAUAAAAUGAAUGAAUGAAUGUAUAAGUAUACUUAAUAGACAAGAAACUGUUAUGUGUCGCUUUGAAGAAAUUUAUUCAUAAACGAGAAGUUCAGCGUUGCAUAUUAGGAAAAUAUAUCAGUACUGUUUUCCUCGAAUAAGGGCCGCGACGCUCAUUUACUUUUUUUCUCCCAAUGGUGGUGCUUAUUUGAGGGCGGCCCUUAUGCGUGUAAAUAUGGUAAUUGGUAAUGUACCGUCUUUACCAAUUACUGCGCUUGUUUUAGAGCGAUGCUUAUUCGCAUAAAUACGGUAAUUGGCAUCUUAAGAGUUUAUUACAUUUAGGGCCAAAUGUUAUUACAUUUAGGACUUUAUUAUUUAUUCGAUCAUGACAGUUAUGCAAACCUGAGACGACGUCGAGGGUUUGCAUAACUGUCUCGAAUUCUCCCAACCCCUCUAGUGUUCUAGUGUUUACAUCAGGCUAUGCAAACACAGGAAAAAAAGUUUUCUAUUGCUUAAAUAUUGCUUUUUUACAAAAAUACUGUUACUUUGCCGUUUACAAGCAAAUUAUUUGUAAACGUUAAUAUUCAUAGUGCAUAAGGAAAUGUACAGAAUUUACGCGAAUUAGCGCCGCGGCGCUUAUUAACUUUUUCUCCAAAAAUGCGGCGCUUAUUUGAGAGCGGAGCUUAAUACCAUAGCAAUACCGCUUAGUACAGUAUUUACUCGAAAAAGCGCCGCGGCGCUAAUUAACUCCCCCCGACCCAAAUGCGGCGCUUAUUUGAGGGCGGGGCUUAUUCGAGUAAUUACUGUAAUUGGCAGCUUGAGAGUUUAUUACAUUUAGGACCGUUUAUUACAUUUAGGCCUUCAACAGCCCUCUCUCCUCCUCCGAGAGGCCUAUUUGUGCCGUAGGGAGGCUGUGGAGAAGGGAAAAAAAUUGCUAUUUUAAUUGGGAUACCGGGGGGUGGGGGGGGGGGGGAAGUCUCCGUAGAAGAGAGAUUUUAGGCCCUAUCUUGUGAGGCGUGGACCUGGCGCUUCGUCCAGUAUAUAGGGCACAUGUUACGCCAUCCCGCACGCCACACGACAGCCAUGCCUUGCCGAUGAGUCUUAGCCAAGCGGAACCCACUGGGGCCGGACUAAUGCUGCAGUCCUUUGCUGGAGUCACUAUCAUCCGAAGCAGGCGGAUUGGUGUGUUUUCCAUUCGUGUUUAAUGAAGUAACCAUUCAAACAAGAAAACGAUAGGGGAGCGGGUGAGAGAAAAACGCCCACCGUUUUCUCGGUUUAUCUCUGUUUAGCUUUCUUGCGGCCUUGUCUCUUUCUUUACGAACCACAAACUUAGAAUAAUACACCAAAAACCUACUGCCUGCUUUGCAGUCAACGAUCCCUUUGGCCAGCGCUACGUGAGGCCAUAAUGUUCCAGCAUAAUAAGGGCUUUACUUGACGCAGGCGUAUAGAGUUCCGAAGUGAUGACGUCAUAAAAAUGAAAUUUGUGAAAUUAUGGGCUUUGUUAAGAUAUUCUGAAAGAACAACGUCCAAGACGCCUACUCGCCAAAAAUUAGCAAUUCGGGGCAAAUUGUCUCUGAGAUAUUAGCCCAGUUAUGCUCCGAUGACUCCAUACAAAUCCUUCUAAAUCUUACCUGGUUCCUAAUCGACCGAGCCAGGAGCCCAAAUUUAGAAGGAUUUUUAUGGAAUCGUCACAGCAUAACUGGGCUAAUAUCUCAGAGACAAUUUGCCCCGAAUUGCUAAUUUUUGGCGAGUAGGCGUCUUGGACGUUGUUCUUUCAGAAUAUUUUAACAAAUCCCAUAAUUUCACAAAUUUCAUUUUCUAUGACGUCACACUUCGGUACUCUAUUGAGAAAACUCCUGACUGGUUCAAUCGAUAAAACCGAUAAUCGAUAACAAUUGAUAAAAUCGAUAAAAAUUAGUUAAUUGUAUCAGAAAUCGAUAAAAAUCGAUAAAGAAAAACGUUGUGAGUAAUCGAUAAUUAUCGAUUUUUAAACUAUUGUUAUCGAUAUUAUCGAACUUAUCAAAUUUAUCAGCGCAAUACGUUUCCACGUAUUUAAGGGCAGCGUAGCAUCUGAACUUCCCGAAAACCAGACUUAAAAAAAAUUACUCUCGUAGGAUAAGUUUCACAAAUCAAAUAUUGAACAAAUACGUAACAUAAUCGGUAUUAUACUUAACAUGAUUCAGCGGAGAAACAAAACGUAACAACUUCUUCUUGCACUUUACUUAGAAACUAUUCAAGUUAAACACCGUUAAGACAUUGUACGACGGUAGUAUAGUGGACGUACAAUUCCGGGCUAUGAACGAGCGAGAAGGUCUUAAACGCAUCGGCAAAAACACAGCUUGUUUUUUAAACGCUGUCUCGGAAGAACCGGUAUUUUGCAUUUACAAGUGUCAACAAUACACGGUCCUUAAUCAGAAAACGAUAAAAUCGAUAACGUUUAAAUUUGAAUUAUCGAUAGUUAUCAAUUUAUCGAACGGUUUUCCGAUAUCGGUUUUUAUCGAUAUAACUAGUCAGGGAAAACUUGGCAUUCGAUAUCACUUCAUUUUUGCUGAUACCGCUGGUUUUCGUUAAGUGGUAGUUAUGGACAUUUUUUUCUUUUUUUAUCCACAGUAUUUGCGUCAUGUCCAGACUUCCACACAAGAAUAGUCCUCAGAAAUGGUGUCAAGCAGGAAGCAGUUAUUUUUUAGUUCUUGAGAAGUUGUGUUUUAGCUCUUAGGCGAUUGAAUAAAAUAAGGCAGGCCCUAAUUAAAGCAAAAAAUUGUUCAUUGCUAAGAACUGACAGUUUUCAACUAAAAGCCUCGUUGUUAGCUCAAGAGUGUUCCCAACUAGUUUCUCAGGACAUCUACCACUAGGAAUCUGGGUCUGACUUUCUAUUUCCGGCAACUGUCUCCCGGUAACUGACUUGUCGUGAUUUCCUAUGAUGCGCCAGGUGACAGUGCAGGAUCUUUCUGGCUUUCUCUCAGUUUAUGUGCAUC
This is a messenger RNA of Porites lobata, 9631 nucleotides long. NCBI's taxonomy places the organism in Eukaryota, Metazoa, Cnidaria, Anthozoa, Scleractinia, Poritidae. The record is from the annotation of a GenBank genome assembly.